This is a messenger RNA of Gasterosteus aculeatus aculeatus (three-spined stickleback), 1472 nucleotides long. The record is from RefSeq and is a predicted model, not a curated record. Lineage: Eukaryota; Metazoa; Chordata; Actinopteri; Perciformes; Gasterosteidae.
CAGAAAAGGCAAGCACAAGAAUUUCAAUACACAGGGCGUGUGUAACUGACAACAAAAAUGUUUGAAAAUGAUUCGCUUGUAAAUGUCCCAUGUUACUGUUUUUUAAAACAUGAAAAGCAUCCAUUACUUUAACGUCCAUCACUUGUAAGAAGCCACUCAGUAGUUUAGUCACGAUGCGGCCAAAAGGUGUUUAGAACCAUCAGAAGUGGUUUUCCUGCAGUUGAGCAUUUCAUGUAAUUGUAAUAAUAAAAUUGUGUUUAUAACAAUAAUGAAGAACAUAAAGUGAGGAAAGUGAUUACUUAUAAUAUAUUUAUUGGAGUUAGUUCCUCAGCAUUCUAAUUGUUUGGUUCCCACGUUGACUUAAUGUCUCUUUGUUCCUCUGACUUACAGCACAAAGCUGAGCUGUGAGCAGCCGAACUAACAACUAACCACUUCCUUUUCUUUGCGCAUCCUCCACAAAUACAUCGAGGUGUUAAACUUGCAGUCGUUCUUUCUCUGUCUGAUGGUCAUCAUGUUCCACCUGAACCAAGCAGCUCUUCUCUCCAUCACACUGUUCACGAUGUGCCAAGUCUCUGCAGAUAGUAAUGCAGUUGAGCAGAGGAAAAUAUCGGUGUACAGAGGAGAGUCCGUCACCUUCACCUGCAACGUGUCCAAGACAAAAGUAUCGCUAAUCCAUUGGACCAAAGGCGGAUCAUCUUUUGUAUUUCAUGUCUCAUUGAAUAAGAGUUUUUCAAAUUUCACUUCACACCGACUGACAAUAGACACAAACUUCCCCUCAAAGAUGAAUAUUUCAACCGUUCAGCAUAACGAUGCAGGAAUCUACAGAUGUACUUUAUAUGACUAUAAAGGUACGAGGAGUAUUGAGUGGAAUUUAACGGUGUCUGAGGAACAUGAAGAAUUCAGUUAUUUGUGGUUAUAUAUCACAACUGCAACUGAAUCUCUUCUUAGUUUCUUCAUCACAGCUGUUUGUCUCUACAGAAGCUGGACCAAGAUCCCAGACCAGGACCAGGAAAGAAAGACCCUGAGUUACGUCACGUUUCAUCUUCAGUGUGGAAAAGAGGUGGCUCCACUCCAACCACACAGUUGUGUAGAAUACAGUAAGAAUCACAAGUCAGUACUUUAAGAGGCUCCCGUUAAGGAUGAAGUUCAGUGCAAAGACGAACAGGAAAUGAAAGAUGUUGGAAAGAGUGAAACAUUCAAUCCACACAAAACCUCAACUUCAUCAAAAAUUAAGAGCUUAUGAGUACAACUUCCUUCAGUACAUCCUUAUCUUCACACAAACCUGCUCAUUGGAUGAGUAAUAACAUGUGGAAUCAAACAAAAACAAGGAAACGGGUUAUAAUAAAGAACUGUCUCAAAUGAUUAUUCCUAAAGAAGAAAACAAAAAUAAAAGCUAAAACAAAAAAGGGGGAACAAACCUUUCUGGACAAUGUGUGCUCAAUAAACAAUAAAGAACUGUUCCUCCUCUGCAA